AUGUUGAAGAUCCCGAGACUCGUCUUGACAGCCUGUGUGGUCAUUCUUGUGAUACUACCAUUUGUAUUCUUUGCAUUACCUGAACGACCUUUACUGAUUAAACCUUUAAAGGUCGUUGAUACUCCAAGACCGGUGCAAAAUUUCAAGCGAGUGGAAUUUCAUGAUGUGUACGCCAAUUUUACCAAGAUAACCUAUGAUACACACUAUUCUGGCCCCAAGCCUUCUGUUUUAUUCUUGUCUUCUAUUGGCGGUAGUGGAUCAUAUGGAAAGGACAGAAAUUUCGAGGAUCUCAUGAAUACCCUCGAGUCUCAACGCCAACCCGAUUACGAUUACUCGUAUGCAUUUUUAUUUGCAUCACACGAAGAAUUCAGAAACGUUGAUAGCAGGAUCAAUAGGUUGAUGCAGCCGCAUAUGGUGAACAAGGUCACCCUCAUUUACGCUCCUUUUCUUGAGAAAGACCUCGGGUUCACAAGAGACGAACGCCACAGAAGUUACGUUCAGCGGAAGCGUCGUCGGAAUAUUGCUCGCUCGCGGAACUUCCUCUUAUACAACAGUUUGGAAGAUCAUGAGUAUACCUUAUUUAUCGAUGCCGAUGUCGUGGACUUUGCCUAUAACAAUACGCUUGAGAAAUUCAUUAAACUGGAUCUCGAUAUAAUCGUGCCACGAAUCAGCGUGGGUGAUAUCACCGAUUACGAUAAAAACUCAUGGAGAGGACCACGGGCAAAACCGAAUGAUGACGACUUGAGGUUUAUGGAUGAAAACAAGUGGGAUGAAUGGGAUCAGAAAUGGACACCUCACGAUGAUCACAACAUGUGGCAUUUUAACCAUUUUGCCGAGAAUAAGAACGGAGAAAAGGAUAGCCAUGAAGGCGAUCUUGACUAUUACGUUCCAUUGGAUUCAGUCGGUGGUGCUGUAUUAUAUGCUAAGGCCGAUGUAUACAGAAAGGGCGCCAUGUUCACCACAAGUUACGUCGUUGGAACGGAAUGGACGCGUCAUGAGGGUUACGAUGGGAUUGAAACCGAGGGACUCUGCUAUGUCGCUAGGCCUAUGGGUUUCAAAUGCUGGGGGUUUCCCAAUCUAGUAGCUCAUCACAGUUAA
This is a messenger RNA of Diutina rugosa, 1098 nucleotides long. RefSeq lists its product as uncharacterized. Gene Ontology annotation, molecular function: alpha-1,6-mannosyltransferase activity. Bases 1 to 1098 code for a protein of 365 amino acids. Lineage: Eukaryota; Fungi; Ascomycota; Pichiomycetes; Serinales; Debaryomycetaceae. Gene Ontology annotation, biological process: protein N-linked glycosylation; cell wall mannoprotein biosynthetic process. The record is from RefSeq and is a predicted model, not a curated record. Gene Ontology annotation, cellular component: mannan polymerase complex. The transcript has a single exon.